CUCACAUCAACCACCAUGCCCGUUAACCCCACCGACGUUCCCCACCCCCAUCACCCACAUGGGCAUCACCAUCGUCGGUCAUCCGCAUCUCGACAUGCGACACAUGACAACCCGUUCGUCUUCACCCUGAGUGAGAAGCAGCAAGCGGCGCUGCAGGCGUUCAAGAGCGUGUUGGAAGGUAAAGGGGCUUAUGUGCCACCUAAUGAGGAGGGGUCGAAGGCGAGUGUUGACGAUCUCAUGCUUGUCCGGUUCCUCAAAGCCCGUAGGUGGGAGCCUCAAGCCGCUGCGACCCAGUUCUUUGCCACACUCGAAUGGCGCAAGAAGCAUCAGGUUGACACCUUAUACCGCGAUGAGGUCGUCCCGGAGGAAUACGAGUCAUGGAAACAGACAUAUCCCAAGUUCGUGGGCAGGCGGGACCGGCACGGCAAUCCGCUGUAUGUGUACAAGCUGAGUGUACUCACCAGUGGGGUGCUUAAGGAGCUGGGAAAGGUGCCAGAAGAGGUCCGCUAUCGGCGCAUUGUGGCCCUGUACGAGCUCCUACACAACCUCGCUUUCCCUCUCUGCCUCUCUGUCCCCAUCCAUCCCCCGCUUCUCCCUCCCGGUAGCCUGCCCCACUCCUCCCCCGAACCCCCUGCGCCAUUGGCCCCGCACACGAUCCGCCUAAUCCAGAACACCACCAUCAUAGAUUUCUCCGGCACCUCCCUAGGAUCCAUGUUCUCCUUCCGGCAUCACCUGGCGCAAGCGAGCACUCUAGCUCAAGCCAACCACCCCGAGACGUUAGGAAGCAUAUUCGUCUUCGGUGCUCCCGGGUGGUGGGGCACCGUCUGGGGCUGGAUCAAGAACUGGUUCGACGAGCAGACCAGGGCGAAAGUGCAUAUUCUCCCUGCGGGGCAGAGGGGUGUGGAAGAGCUGUUGAGGUUCGUCCCGAGGGAGAACUUGCCGAAGACGUAUGGGGGAGAGUUGGCGUGGGAAUACGAGGAUGACCCGGUGUGGGACGCGGAUAUCGAGUGGCUGUUGAGGCGCGUUGGUGCACCCAGAGAUGGGGGAGUUGAUGAAGAGAAAGGGAAGGACCUACGCGCAGAGGUGUCCAAGCUCAGAGGACCGGUAAUCGUCACCCCUCGCACAGAACAACGGCCUAUUAAAGUCGAGCUCGUCGGUAAAGGCCGGAAAGAGGUCUUGCUCCCCGCCGAGGCCGCCAUGUCACCCACGAGCACGACGAUCACCGAUCUGGAGGAGAUACCCGUCCCUCCCGAAGCGGAGGGCGCGGGACUCUUGACUGCUGGAGGACCGGCGACUGCAGCGGCGAACGUGGCUCCCCAGGCUACCUCAUCGCCUUCGAGGGGAGUUGACCCGGCUGAUAUCGCCCUCCCUCUUUCGGUCGAGAGUACAACAACGAGCCUUCCGAACGGAACCCCUGUUCCCCUGAUUCAGCAGAUCCAAGAAACAAGACAAAGUAACCCACAGGAGGAUGGGCAUGUCCCUGGCCCGGAGGAAACCUGCACACCCGGGUUCGUGCCGAAUCUUGCUGGGGGAGUGCUCGGUACCCACGAGCAAGAGGAGGGGGAGAAUGCGCGCAGUGUGAGUGACGAGAAGACGGUGUUGGAGGAAGAAGUAAGUUUGGACCAGGAGAUGGAAGGAAAUUUGGAGGACGUGGAAGGAACGGCUACGGGCAAGGACGGAGAGGAUAUUCACAUUUCAAGCGGCAAGGUGCAGGAGGUGCAGGUUUGA
Molecule: messenger RNA, 1728 nt
Organism: Dacryopinax primogenitus
Lineage: Eukaryota; Fungi; Basidiomycota; Dacrymycetes; Dacrymycetales; Dacrymycetaceae
Product: CRAL/TRIO domain-containing protein
Exons: 4
Coding region: 16-1728 (570 amino acids)
Source: RefSeq, a predicted model, not a curated record